GCAAUGGCCGAUGACACCACCUCGCUGCCCAGGAGGCGUCAAUUGAGGGAGAGAACGAGAAAACUUUACACAGACGACUGGACCCUGGGGGAUGAGGAGAUUGAGGGCAAAAGGACCUUUCAGCUCGAUGAGAAGAUCGAGUGUGAGAGGUAUAACCUCAGUAACUUCACAGGACUCUUCAGGGAGAUGAAUGGAGCUGAACUCAAUCUGAGUUUUCUGCAGAGAUAUGGACUCAGUAUUCCUUUAUUAUUCAGGGAUAAAACUGGACUUGGGCUCAGGGUUCCAAGCCCCAAUUUUUCGAUUAAUGAUGUCAGAACAUGUGUUGGUUCGAAAAGACUUUUGGACGUGAUGGACGUGACCACCCAAAAGAACGAAGACAUGACAAUGAAAGAAUGGCAGAGAUACUACGAGGACCCCAACAAGGCUCGCCUCCUCAACGUCAUCUCCCUCGAGUUCUCCCACACAAAAUUAGAAAACUACGUACAAUCCCCAACCCUCGUACGCCAGGUGGACUGGGUGGACACAGUGUGGCCAAGGCACCUGAAGGAGUCCCAGGUGGAAGCAACAAAUCUUCUUGAGGACAUGAUGUACCCAAAGGUCCAGAAGUACUGUCUGAUGUCAGUAAAGGGCUGUUACACAGAUUUCCACGUGGACUUUGGAGGCACCAGUGUCUGGUACCACAUUUUGAGAGGUGGCAAGAUCUUCUGGUUGAUCCCACCUACCGAGAAGAACCUCGCACUGUAUCAGGAAUGGGUUUUGAGUGGAAAACAAUCAGAUGUUUUCUUCGGCGACAUGGUGGAUCGAUGUGGAAGGAUCAGUUUGACUGCAGGGAUGACAUUGUUCAUCCCAACUGGUUGGAUUCAUGCUGUCUACACUCCUCAGGAUUCCCUGGUCUUUGGUGGAAACUUUCUCCACAGUUUUGGCAUCGAUAAGCAGCUGAAAGUGGCACAAGUGGAGGAACAGACCAAAGUACCUCAGAAAUUCAGAUAUCCCUUCUUCACUGAGAUGCUGUGGUACGUUCUCGAGAGGUAUGUUCAUGUGCUCCUGGGGAGGAGUCAUCUAGACAUCUCUGAGACACAGAGGCAGCAUGUCACUCCACCUGUUCAAAUGCAUCAGCACCUGACGCCUUUUGAGCUCCAUGGGCUCAAGAGCAUUGUCAUGUAUCUGCACUCGCUGCCCAGCACGAAGAAGAAUGUUCCUGAGUUGAUCAGGGAUCCUGUGGCUCUGAUUCAUGAUGUGAGGUGUCUCGUAGAGCAGCACAGGCAUGACAGCCCGGAGGCUGCGGUCACUGGGAAUCCCAUUCUACCGACACCACCGCCGUUGAGCAUUGUGGAAAGGGAACGAAUGAAAGUAGGGAGGAAGAGCUACACCAAACGUCCAUCCCCCAACUCAGCCAAUUCCAACGAAGUCAAACAAGAGACGAAACCCACAGUGCCACGAAGAAGAAGAACGCGAUGUAAGAAGUGUGAAGCUUGUACACGACAAGACUGUGGAGAGUGUGUUUACUGUCAAGACAUGGUGAAAUUCGGCGGUACUGGCAGAGCGAAACAGACCUGUGGGAUGAGACAGUGUCUGAGACCGAUGUUACCUGUGACUGCAGCCUGCAAAGUCUGUCAAUUGGACGGCUGGGGCCAGCAUCCAGCUCCACUUAUGGGUAAACCAACACCAGUGACCCCCUCCACCCUAAUGGAAUGCUCAAUCUGCUUCGACAUAGUCCACCCAGCCUGCGUGGGAAUCGAUCCCCAACGUCUCACCAUCAACGAGGACAUCCCCAACAGUUGGGAAUGCCCCUCAUGCUGUCAAAGUGGUCGCAACGUGGACCACCGUCCCCGUCCCCCCAAGAAUCGUGUGCGAAAAAUCUCCGUCUCCUCAGCAGCCUCAUCAGCCCCCACAACAGACUCCGAACGCGCCACCACCCCCAGCAAAAGAGCAAGACCAGACCCAGCAGAGACCUGGAAUGAUCGUGAGGCAGCCGAGGGUGACCAAAGAUCAGCUCUGAGAACCCAAUUGGCAGCCCAAUUAACAGGAUCAAGUAACAAAUCCCUGAAGCGUCCUGUAGUGGUAGUUAGACCCGUUCAAAUUCCCCCAGUUCAUAUAACUGACAAGUCACCGGUUUAUAACAAAAUAGCACUGUUGGCGAUAUUCAAGUACUUAUCACCCAAGGAUCUAGCCAGUUGUGCUGUUGUCUGUCGUACCUGGGCUAGAUACAGCAUUGAUCCCACUCUCUGGAGACGAAUGGACAUGUCUCAUGCGCAUUUAACAGCCUCACACUUGACUGGAAUUGCUAGGAGACAGCCUGAAACUCUCUGCCUGGACUGGUCAAACGUGGCUAAGAGACAACUGGCUUGGCUGCUGGGCAGGCUCCCACAAUUGAGAUCUCUCUCGUUGAAGGGAUGCACUUGGGCAGGUGUCUGUGCCCUGAGAACCUGCACCUGUCCACCUCUGGUGAGUCUCGAUCUCUCUCAUGUGUCUGGACUCAAUGACUCCAGCCUCAGAGAGGUGCUCAGUCCACCCACCGACUCCAGACCUGGGCUGAUUGACAAAACAUCCAGGUUGAAGCAUCUGAAGAAUCUGUCGCUGGCUGGGUGUGACAUCACUGAUGUCGCCCUCAGGUACAUCGCUCAGCAUCUGCCACAUCUUGAGAUUCUUGAUUUGAGCUCUUGUGGAAGGGUCACUGAUGCUGGAGUUGCACAGAUAUCGACUCCUCCUGCUCUGGCAAUCGCCAAUCUUGUGAGUUUGAAUUUAUCCAAUUGCCGACUGCUGACAGAGACCAGCUUGGAACAUCUGACGAGGUGUGAGGCAUUGAAGAGGCUCGAUCUCAGGCACACUACCCAGGUUUCCACGCAGGGAGUCAUCAGGUUUGCUGCUAGAAGUAUUCAUAAUCUUCAUGUGACGGAUGUUAAACUUGUGGAGGAGAAGAAGGUCAAGGAGAGGGGGACGUGA
Diachasma alloeum is the source of this 2943-nucleotide messenger RNA. RefSeq names its product jmjC domain-containing histone demethylation protein 1. The record is from RefSeq and is a predicted model, not a curated record. Bases 4 to 2943 code for a protein of 979 amino acids. NCBI's taxonomy places the organism in Eukaryota, Metazoa, Arthropoda, Insecta, Hymenoptera, Braconidae. Gene Ontology annotation, molecular function: DNA binding; zinc ion binding; histone demethylase activity. The transcript has 6 exons. Gene Ontology annotation, biological process: protein demethylation; regulation of transcription by RNA polymerase II.